Messenger RNA from Aspergillus aculeatinus CBS 121060, 979 nucleotides. It is a transcript of the gene wos2, whose product is annotated as Hsp90 cochaperone SBA1. The transcript has 4 exons. Gene Ontology annotation, biological process: chaperone-mediated protein complex assembly; protein folding. The coding region runs from base 95 to 688 and encodes 197 amino acids. The record is from RefSeq and is a predicted model, not a curated record. Gene Ontology annotation, cellular component: cytosol; nucleus. Gene Ontology annotation, molecular function: Hsp90 protein binding; protein-folding chaperone binding. Lineage: Eukaryota; Fungi; Ascomycota; Eurotiomycetes; Eurotiales; Aspergillaceae.
CUUUCACUCAAUCUCUCUUCUCGACCUUCCCAAUCCGAUUCAUCUUUUCUCUACAUCUCAAUCUUGCAUAUCUCUUAUCUCCCCGUCUUCCAUAAUGUCUCUUCCUCAGGUUCACCCCGAAGUUACAUGGGCCCAGCGCUCCUCGGCCACUGAGGCCGAGCGCAACUACCUUUACGUGAGCAUCAAGGCUUCCGAUGUUGCUCGCGACGCCGCUAGCCUUAGCAUCACCCCCACCAAUGUCUCUUUCUCCGGCGAGUCUAAGAAGGGCGUAAAAUACCAAGUUUCUCUCGACCUUUACGCCGAGAUCGACCCUGAGAACUCGAAGACAAACCACAGUGACCGUGAGGUCGAGCUGGUGUUGCGCAAGAAGGAGCUCAAGGAGGAAUACUGGCCCCGUCUGCUGAAGACGACUCAGAAGGUUCACUUCCUCAAGACCGACUUUGACAAGUGGGUCGACGAGGACGAGCAGGAUGAGGCCCCCGAGGAUGACUACGCCAGCGGCUUCAAUGGCAUGGAAGGAGGCAUGGACGGUGGCCUUGGCAACAUUGAUUUCUCCAAGCUUGGUGGCCUUUCCGGUCUCGGCGGCGCCGAGGCUGAUGCAGGCGAGGGCGAAGAUGAGGAUGAGGAGAUGCCGGAACUCGAGGAGGCCGGCGAUAACAAGGAUUCCAAGAUCCAGGAGGUUGCUUAAAUGCGAGAAGUUCUCGCGGGACGCGCAUUGCGACUUACGGAUGUGGAGAACGGAGGCAUAAACGAGAACACUUAUCACAAUCAGCAUCAUUGAGCCCAUCACGCUCGGUCUAUCGUAUAAUGUUUCGAUCGACUCAUAGUGUGUCUAACCGGCACAAAGUCGAACGACAGGUUUAGCUAGCUUUAUCAGCCUGCCCAGAGAGGCACAGAAGAGAAGGACAAGUUGGAAAGGAAGCGAAUAGUUUAUUAUUUUUCCUUCAUUGGUAUGAGAUGACGAAAUAGCCAACGACGC